UCCUCCUGUAAAGACACCAAGGCACCUCUCUUCCUGGCUUGGGAUUCGGUGGAAGAAAUUGUUCGUGACUCCAUUUCCAGGAACCUACAAGUUUUCUAUAAUAUGCUGCGGUCACAUGACCUUGGAGACACAGGGCUCAUUGGGCGAAAUAACUUCAAGAAAAUCAUGCACGUUUUCUGCCCAUUUUUAACAGCCGAGCAUUUAGUAAAAGCCAAGCCCACUGAGAGUAAAAGUGCUGUGACCGAGAAUAUGACGAAGGAUGUGCUUAUUGAAAAACUCAAAAACUGUAUACGGCAGCCGUACCCAGCAUUCAGAAAACGAUUUCUGGACUUCAGCAAGGAGCCUGAUGGCAAGAUGAAUGUGCAUGACUUCAAGAAGGACCUGAUUCUAGGAAACAGAACAGCCAGGAAUCCUCAUUCUCUGCCUCUGGGAAUGGAG
Globicephala melas (long-finned pilot whale) is the source of this 438-nucleotide messenger RNA. Lineage: Eukaryota; Metazoa; Chordata; Mammalia; Artiodactyla; Delphinidae. The record is from RefSeq and is a predicted model, not a curated record.